AUGCCAAAGUCAGAGCUUCCGAAAUCACCUCUGGCGAAGCCAGUCCUGCCGAUUCCAGAGAUGCCGAAGGCACCUCUGGCGAAGCCAGCUCUGCCGAGUCCAGAGAUGCCGAAGUUACCUCUGGAGAAGUCAGUUCUGCAGAGUUCCACCGCACAAGGUUCAAUUCUGCCAAGUUCCACUCUGACGAGCCCUUAUGAAGAAAAAGGACCAGAGCAGAAGAAAAAGGAAGGAGAGAAGGAAGAUCAGCCAAAAGACGGAGUGAUGGAGGAAGGAAAAGAGGCCAAACUACACAAAUCCACUACACCUUAUCGGCCACCAAUUCCUUUUCCGGGCAGAUUGCGGAAUGAAAAGAUGGAUAAACAAAAAGUCCCAGCGUAUGUGAAGUUUUUUAAGGAGUUAGUCUCCAACAAGCGGAAGUUCGAGGACAAUGAGAAGGUUCUGGUCUCAGAAAUUGCGAACUCGAUCAUACAGCAGCCUCUGCCACCAAAGCAACGCGACCCAGGUAGCUUCGUGAUUAAAAUUGCUUUAGGAAAUGGUAAGGAAGCUACGGGAAUGUUAGAUUUGGGUGCUGGAAUUAACCUUAUGCCUUACUCUAUUUUCAAACAAUUAGAGUUAGGUGAUUUGAAACCCACCCGCAUGUGUCUACAACUCGCCGAUAGGUCCGUUAGAUACCCCCGUGGGAUCAUAGAGGAUGUUUUAGUGAAUGUUGGGGGCUUGAUUAUUCCCGUAGAUUUUGUGGUUCUCGACAUUGGGGAGGUGCAUGAAAAUGGUGUAGAGCACACACUACUGUUAGGAAGACCGUUUAUGGCAACCACUAACACCUUAAUUGAUGUUAAGGAUGGAAAUAUUAAAAUGACUGUGUUAGGGGAGUCAGUGUCUUUCUCUGUGCAUGAUAGUCGUGCUAUGCCUUCUGCAAAUUUUAUCAACGAAUGCUCCUUUAUAGAUCCUAUUGAUGGCUUGGUUGAGAAGGUAUUUUUACAGGAGCAGGAGUGUGUGGAAGUCUGUGCUGGAUCGACAGACAUGGAAGAGCUAGCUCGGGAAGCUAAAGAGUUCAGCUCUCCACUGCCCAGCGCUGCCCCCUUCAGCUCUGCAACCUUCAGCUCUCCACUGCCCAGCGCUGCACCCUUCAGCUCAGCUAUGCCGAGCUCUGUGCUGCCCCGCUCUGCCCAGCCAGUUAUGCCGAGCUCAGCCAUGUCUAGUCCAGCUCUGCCGAGCUUAGUGCUGCACUGCCAUACGGAGCUGCCCAUUGAUGAACAGAUGAGAACCACGAGGCCAGCGCUGGAACUGAAGGAACUCCCAGCCAAUCUCAAAUACAUGUUCUUAGAAGAGAAAAAGGAAAAGCCGAGGUUCAGAUCGGUAGCGUUGUCCCUGAAUAAAGAAGGCGUGUUGCCAAAGGACGUGUUUGACCCUGGCGCAGCCCAUUCUAAGGAGAAUUUCAGAGGAGACAGACAUCGCAUGAAAUCCUACUAUGGGCGGAGUAUUCCGAUGGUGGUGGAGUCUCACACUCUGCACGAUCCUCACUAA
Messenger RNA from Salvia miltiorrhiza (redroot sage), 1524 nucleotides. RefSeq lists its product as uncharacterized. The coding region runs from base 1 to 1524 and encodes 507 amino acids. The transcript has 2 exons. The record is from RefSeq and is a predicted model, not a curated record. Lineage: Eukaryota; Viridiplantae; Streptophyta; Magnoliopsida; Lamiales; Lamiaceae.